CUCCAAUAGUUACACCAGCCUCUCUCUCCACCUCGUCAGUGACAUGACUGCUCGGACUAGCCUGUCUUGCAGGAGUUAAGUCUCCUUUGCCUUUUCGCUGACCGCGACGACAGGAGAGAUUGGAAUUGAUAGACCACCUCGAGGACUCGAAGUCCGUAACCAGGGAAGCACCACUUCCGCUGACGUCAUCACGGCGACACGUGGAUCCAAGAUGGCGGCGGCGAUGGUAUGGUUGCCGUGGUCCCUGUUACUUCUCUCUCUCAAGUGUGAAACGAACGCCUUCUACGUCCCUGGGGUUGCACCAAUCAACUUCCACCAGAACGACCCAGUAGAAAUCAAGGCUGUGAAGCUUACCAGCUCUCGAACUCAGCUGCCUUAUGAAUACUACUCAUUGCCCUUCUGCCAGCCCAGCAAAAUAACCUACAAGGCAGAGAAUCUGGGAGAGGUGCUGAGAGGGGACCGGAUUGUCAACACCCCUUUCCAGGUUCUCAUGAACAGUGAGAAGAAGUGUGAAGUUCUAUGCAGCCAGGCCAACAAGCCAGUGACCCUGACAGUGGAGCAGAGCCGGCUGGUGGCUGAGCGCAUCACGGAAGACUACUAUGUCCACCUCAUUGCCGAUAACCUGCCUGUGGCCACCCGGCUGGAGCUCUACUCCAACCGCGACAGUGAUGACAAGAAGAAAGAAAAAGAUGUGCAGUUUGAACAUGGCUACCGGCUCGGCUUCACAGAUGUCAACAAGAUCUACCUUCACAAUCACCUCUCGUUCAUCCUUUACUACCACCGGGAGGACAUGGAGGAGGACCAGGAGCAUACAUACCGCGUCGUCCGCUUCGAGGUGAUUCCCCAGAGCAUCAGGCUGGAGGACCUCAAAGCAGAUGAGAAGAGCUCAUGUACCCUGCCUGAGGGUACCAACUCCUCACCCCAAGAAAUUGACCCCACCAAGGAGAAUCAGCUCUACUUCACCUACUCUGUGCACUGGGAGGAAAGUGACAUCAAAUGGGCCUCUCGCUGGGAUACCUACCUGACCAUGAGCGAUGUGCAGAUCCACUGGUUUUCCAUCAUCAACUCUGUUGUGGUGGUCUUCUUCCUGUCAGGCAUCCUGAGCAUGAUUAUUAUUCGGACCCUCAGGAAGGACAUCGCCAACUAUAACAAGGAGGAUGACAUUGAAGACACCAUGGAAGAAUCUGGGUGGAAGCUGGUGCAUGGUGACGUCUUCAGGCCACCCCAGUACCCCAUGAUUCUUAGCUCCCUGCUGGGCUCAGGCAUUCAGCUCUUCUGUAUGAUCCUCAUCGUCAUCUUCGUGGCCAUGCUUGGGAUGCUGUCACCCUCCAGCCGGGGAGCUCUUAUGACCACAGCCUGUUUCCUCUUCAUGUUCAUGGGGGUGUUUGGUGGAUUUUCUGCUGGCCGUCUGUACCGCACUCUAAAAGGCCAUCGAUGGAAGAAAGGAGCCUUCUGUACGGCAACACUGUACCCUGGCGUGGUCUUUGGCAUCUGCUUCAUAUUGAAUUGCUUCAUCUGGGGAAAGCACUCAUCUGGAGCGGUGCCCUUUCCCACCAUGGUGGCUCUGCUAUGUAUGUGGUUUGGGAUCUCCCUGCCCCUUGUCUACUUGGGCUACUACUUUGGCUUCCGCAAGCAACCAUACGACAACCCUGUGCGUACAAACCAGAUUCCCCGGCAGAUCCCUGAACAGCGGUGGUACAUGAACCGAUUUGUGGGCAUCCUCAUGGCUGGGAUCCUGCCCUUUGGUGCCAUGUUCAUUGAGCUGUUCUUCAUCUUCAGUGCAAUCUGGGAGAAUCAGUUUUAUUACCUCUUUGGCUUCCUGUUCCUCGUUUUCAUCAUCCUGGUGGUGUCCUGUUCGCAAAUCAGCAUCGUCAUGGUAUACUUCCAGCUGUGUGCAGAGGAUUACCGCUGGUGGUGGAGAAAUUUCCUAGUUUCUGGAGGAUCUGCAUUCUACGUCCUGGUCUAUGCCAUCUUUUAUUUUGUUAAUAAGCUGGACAUUGUCGAGUUCAUCCCCUCUCUCCUCUACUUCGGCUACACGGCCCUCAUGGUCUUGUCCUUCUGGCUGCUCACAGGCACCAUCGGCUUCUAUGCAGCCUACAUGUUUGUCCGUAAGAUCUAUGCUGCUGUGAAGAUUGACUGAUUGGGGUGGACCACGGCCACGCCCACUCCAUCCUCGGACAGGAAGCCACCCUGCGUGGGGAACUGCAGGCACGCAAAAUAAAAUAACUCCUGCUCGUUUGGAAUGUAACUCCUGGCACAGUGUUCCUGGAUCCUGGGGCUGUGUGGAGGGUGGGAGGGCCUGUAGAUAAAUCUUGCAUUUUUCUUCAUCUUGCAGUUCUGUGGGGAUGAGGUUUUGUUUUUGGGGGGUUUUUUUGUUUUGUUUUUUUUCUUUUUCUUUUUUUUAGUGGGUUGUUUUUUCUUCAGUGCUAAGAAAGUUCCCUCCAACUGGAACUCUCUGAUGUGUUUAUUCAGAUUUCUUUUUGGCUUGGGUUUGUUUUUUCCUUAGUUUUUUUAAACCAAUGGAUCCAGGAUGGAUAAAUCCACCAAGAUAACUGGGUUUUGGUCACUGUCUCCACCUCAGUUCCUCAGGGCUGUGGCCACCCCACGACUCACUGGAAGAGGCAAUGCCAGGGCUGCAGUGAGGGUUCCAAGCCUCUCGCCGCCUGUCCUCACCAUUGAUGCCACAAUAGCACGGUUCUAGCCUGGACAGCACCCUCAGUGCCAACCAGCCUUUGCCAGCCCUCUCCUUUCCUCUUCUUUCUUUCCCAACCUCUUCCCAGAGCUGCCCAAGGCAGAGCUUCUAGGCAGGGCUUCCAGCCAGGCCUCUGGGUCAUCUUUUCACCACGAGCAAGCCCACGCCUUGGUGGAUGCAGGAGAUCCCCUGGAAGUACCCGGUCAGUUCCCCAAGACAGCAGGAAGCACCCCUGAGAAGAACAGCCAGAGGCGCUGACCAACGAGGAGGAGAGACGAGCAGUGAACUAUUCUUGUGCCAAGAAACCCUGGACCUGGAGCCAAGUAUUUCCAGAGUGAAGCACCCACAUGUCUGGGUCUGGGAAGGGUGGCAGAGGCCGCUGGGGCCCUCACCCCUCAGGACUGCCCCCAGUCCUCUUCUCAGGGGGUGCCACUCUUUCUCACAUGUGGUAGUGGUGGACCUUCUCCCCCACUCCCAGGGCAGAGCAAGGAGCCUGGAGAACUCACAUUCCUCCUUUAGGUGGCUGGGCAGAGGCCUUCUUGACGUCCCCUGGCCGCAGUGUUUAUACUCAGUUCUUUUAGCUGGACCCAUCCCCUCCACUUCUCACCUGAGUUCUUGUUGGGGGCACCCAGAAAACUGCUGUGAGAAGGAAGAUGGUAAGUUCUGUCGUUCCUUCCCCAAUUCCACCAGGAACAAGCAAGAAGUUUAGUUUCCCCGAGCUGGAAGGAGUUUGCUCAUGUGGCUGGCCUGGUCCUCCACAGACCCCCACUCUUCUUGCCCAUGCCCACCCUGUUGAAGUCACAGACGUUUGCUCUUAAAUUGUAAGAGACCAAAUCCACCUGGGAUGAGUGUUUAAGUAAUAGCCACUCACCCUUGCUCCAGUCCUUGGGCUCCAACCAUGAGACUAAGCUCAGGAUGCUGGUGAAGCCAGGAAUACACCCCUCCCUUCUCCACCUCAGAGUCCCCCAGGGCCCUGCCAGCUCCCCAUGAGUCAAACCAGUAAACUUCCCAGUCUCACCACGUAGCAACUCCUUGGUGCCAAGCGGCGUCCAUCAAGAAUCAGGCUGGAGAAAAGGGAACCAAGCUGUAGGGAAUGAUAUUUGGAAUCUAUUGAUAGUUCAAAUCUUGACAUUUUUUUUCCCCCUAAGAAAUUCUUAUUUGGGGGGGAGUGGGAAAAUGGACUCCUCAAAGGGUUCAAACAUCGUCGAUUUUUCUGACUUUUUUAAUCAUCAUCAUCAUUAUUUUUAAUUAAAUGCCUGUAUGCCUUUUUUUGGUCCAAUUGUAAAUAAAAAUGCCAUUGUCCUGUU
Messenger RNA from Marmota monax (woodchuck), 3999 nucleotides. RefSeq names its product transmembrane 9 superfamily member 4 (gene Tm9sf4). Gene Ontology annotation, biological process: protein localization to membrane. The transcript is spliced from 18 exons. Gene Ontology annotation, cellular component: membrane. The coding region runs from base 212 to 2140 and encodes 642 amino acids. The record is from RefSeq and is a predicted model, not a curated record. NCBI's taxonomy places the organism in Eukaryota, Metazoa, Chordata, Mammalia, Rodentia, Sciuridae.